Podarcis raffonei (Aeolian wall lizard) is the source of this 2917-nucleotide messenger RNA. RefSeq names its product family with sequence similarity 91 member A1 (gene FAM91A1). Gene Ontology annotation, biological process: intracellular protein transport. Gene Ontology annotation, cellular component: trans-Golgi network; cytoplasmic vesicle. Lineage: Eukaryota; Metazoa; Chordata; Lepidosauria; Squamata; Lacertidae. The transcript is spliced from 24 exons. The coding region runs from base 204 to 2756 and encodes 850 amino acids. The record is from RefSeq and is a predicted model, not a curated record.
CCCGGAGCCCGUAACGCGGAAGCGCGCUGUGAGGAGACGAGAGGGAGGAGGAGGAGAGGCGAGAGAGCGGGCUGAGCGAAGGUCCAGCUUUGGGCCGCCGCCGCGUCGCUCCUCGGGGACCGGGGGCUGAGGCUGUGUGAGGGGCGGGGGGCGCCGCCAACCGCCGCCCCCGACCCUUCCCACCCCAGCCGGGGGAGCCUGCCAUGAAUGUGGACGUGGAGUUCCACAUUCGCCACAACUACCCCUGGGCCCGCCUCCCCGCCAGCGUCAAGCAGGGGCUUGGAAACUCACAGCGAGACUAUGAAAAGCAGGUUGUGCUCUAUAGUAUCCGCAAUCAGCUACGGUACCGAAAUAACUUAGUCAAGCAUGUCAAAAAAGAUGAGCGCAGAUACUACGAGGAACUGUUGAAAUACAGCAGAGAGCACCUCAUGUUGUACCCGUACCACUUGUCUGACAUCAUGGUGAAAGGCUUGAGGAUAACCCCCUUUUCGUACUACACAGGAAUAAUGGAGGAUAUAAUGAACAGUGAAAAAAGCUACGAUUGUUUGCCCAACUUUACUGCUGCAGACUGCCUGAGACUUCUUGGCAUAGGAAGAAACCAGUACAUUGACCUAAUGAACCAGUGUAGAUCAUCCAAAAAAUUCUUCAGAAGGAAAACUGCCCGUGAUCUGCUACCCACGAAGCCAGUUGAGAUUGCAAUAGAGCCAUGGUGGGUGGUACAAGCUGGUUACAUCACAGAGGACGACAUAAAGAUUUGCACUACCUCCGAAAAAUCUGCUAUCGAUAAGAUCAUCGAUUCAGGUCCUCAGCUUGCUGGAUCUCUGGAUUACAAUAUAGUUCACAGCUUAUAUAAUAAAGGCUUUAUUUACCUUGAUGUACCAAUAUCGGACGACAGUUGUAUAGCAGUUCCCCCACUUGAAGGUUUCGUUAUGAACAGAGUGCAGGGUGACUAUUUUGAAACCUUGUUGUACAAGAUAUUUGUUUCAAUAGAUGAACACACAAACGUGGCCGAGCUUGCAAAUGUCCUGGAGAUAGAUCUGUCAUUAGUGAAGAAUGCUGUCUCCAUGUAUUGCCGGUUAGGGUUUGCCCACAAAAAGGGCCAAGUAAUAAAUCUGGACAGUCUUCAUGCAUCAUGGCGGAAUGUCCCAUCAAUAAACAGGCUGAAAACUACUUUGGAUCCACAGAAGAUGCUGCUGUCCUGGGAGAGCUCAGAAAGCAGGAGUCCUGUACAAGAGGCGGGGUCAUCUGCUACAGAUACGGACACAAACAGCCAAGAUGAUCCAGCUGAUACUGCCAGUGUGAGCAGCUUGAGUCUGUCCGGUGGGCACACGAAGCGCAUAGCCUUCCUGUUUGAUUCAACCCUCACUGCCUUUUUAAUGAUGGGGAAUCUCUCACCGAAUUUGAAAAGUCAUGCUGUCACCAUGUUUGAAGUUGGGAAGUUGUCAGAUGAGUCUCUGGACAGUUUCCUUGUAGAACUUGAAAAGGUUCAGAGCACAGGAGAGGGCGAAGCACAAAGAUACUUUGAUCACGCACUUACCCUGCGAAACACUAUACUGUUUCUGAGGCACAAUAAGGACCUAGUGGCUCAAGUUACACAGCCUGAACAACCCAAUAAUGGUUUCCCUCUGGAUUUGCUGCGCUGCGAAAGCUUGCUUGGCUUGGACCCUGCUACCUGCAGCAGAGUUUUGAACAAAAACUACACGCUGCUGGUCUCCAUGGCGCCUCUCACCAACGAAAUCCGACCCAUCAGCAGCUGCACACCCCAGCAUAUUGGACCGGCUAUUCCAGAAGUCAGCUCCGUAUGGUUCAAGCUCUACAUUUAUCACAUUACUGGCCAAGGGCCUCCAUCCCUGUUGUUAUCUAAAGGAACGAGACUCCGAAAACUUCCAGAUAUAUUUCAGGGCUAUGACCGCUUACUAAUAACAUCUUGGGGGCAUGACCCAGGAGUCGUCCCAACUUCCAAUGUGCUCACCAUGCUGAACGAUGCUUUAACCCAUUCUGCUGUUCUGAUUCAGGGACAUGGUAUGCGUGGUAUGGGGGAAACUGUCCAUAUGCCAUUUCCAUUUGAUGAAACAGAACUGCAAGGAGAUUUUUCUCGUCUCAACAUGGGCGUUCACAAAGCGUUGAGGAUAUUAAGGGAAAAGAUGGAUUUGCAGCACUUCUGCGGCUACGUAACCAUGUUGAACCCUUUCAGCCACCACGUGCACAGAAAGCUGAGUGAUGCUUCUGAUGGAAAAGGCGAGCCAGAGCUGGCACUUGGCUCGGAUGUAAAUGGGAGCACGGAAUCAUUUGAAAUGGUCAUUGAAGAGCCACCCAUGGAUUCGGCAGCUAAGCAAAGUCCUGAAGUUCCCACAACAGAGCAGGAGUGGGUCCCCCUGGAAUUGUGCUUUGGAAUUCCACUCUUCAGCUCAGAGUUAAACCGGAAAGUCUGCCGGAAAAUUGCAAGCCACGGACUGUGUAGCAGAGAGAGCCUUCAAAAACUGUUACAUUCCAGCAGAAAACUUUCUCUACAGGUCCUUAGCUUUGUUCAUUCAUUCCAGGAAAGCAUUUCAACUAUGGAAUUACUUUCAGAAGCCAGCUUCUCCUCUUCCUCCUCUUCCACUUCAAGUUUACUUUCCCACCCAUCCUCUGCCGACGCAGGCGUUCCCCUUCCAGCCAAGAACCUGAUGUUCAAGGACGGUACAUUGUCAGAGUGGAACGGGCGGUCUCCUUCCUCUGUCCUUAUUGCAACUGUGCCACCCGAACACCUGAAAUAGCUCAAGGGGUUCGCCCUGGCGUGGUUCACAUUUUGCCUUUUCCUUCCGGGUAACCAACUGCAUUCGACUUACAGUGCCAACCUCCCCGGAAGCGUAAUGCUACCCACAGCAUGACCUCUGCAACGAUAGUGUUAUUAAAGUGUGUAGUGCUGCACUUUUAA